Messenger RNA from Trachymyrmex septentrionalis, 1922 nucleotides. It is a transcript of the gene ras, whose product is annotated as inosine-5'-monophosphate dehydrogenase-like. Gene Ontology annotation, cellular component: cytoplasm. Gene Ontology annotation, molecular function: IMP dehydrogenase activity. Gene Ontology annotation, biological process: GTP biosynthetic process. Bases 1 to 1149 code for a protein of 382 amino acids. NCBI's taxonomy places the organism in Eukaryota, Metazoa, Arthropoda, Insecta, Hymenoptera, Formicidae. The record is from RefSeq and is a predicted model, not a curated record. The transcript has 2 exons.
AUGUCCGGAGUACCUGUGACAGACACAGGUAAAGUCGGCGGUAAGCUGCUAGGCAUCGUCACUUCGAGAGACAUCGACUUCCUCGAACGUUUGCCCAAUUAUCAACAUAAGUCGCUUAGCUCUAUAAUGACAACUUUGGAAGAUCUAAUCACCGCACCAGCUGGCGUAACGUUGCAAGAGGCAAACGUUAUAUUGGAAAAGUCGAAAAAGGGAAAGCUUCCCAUUGUCAACGAACGGGGCGAACUUGUGUCUCUGAUGGCGAGGACCGACUUGAAGAAGAAUCGUAGCUAUCCAAACGCUAGCAAGGACGAGAAUAAGCAGCUGUUGGUAGGAGCUGCGAUAGGAACGCGAGAUGCGGACAAACACCGAUUGGAAUUGCUCGUCGCAGCUGGCGUGGACGUAGUGGUAUUGGAUUCGUCACAGGGCAAUUCAUUGUAUCAGGUCGACAUGAUCAAGUACAUCAAGAAGCAAUGUCCGAAUUUACAAGUGAUCGCUGGCAACGUCGUGACUACGAAGCAAGCCAAGAAUCUUAUAGAAGCGGGAGCUGAUGCGUUACGCGUUGGAAUGGGUUCUGGAUCUAUUUGCAUAACGCAAGAAGUAAUGGCUGUAGGACGGCCUCAAGCGACAGCCGUCUAUAAGGUUUCCGAAUACGCUAGAAAAUUUGGAAUACCCGUCAUAGCGGACGGUGGUAUUCAAUCUAUCGGUCAUAUUAUUAAAGGUCUCAGCUUAGGUGCUAGUACAGUUAUGAUGGGUUCUCUCUUGGCUGGAACAUCUGAAGCUCCGGGUGAGUAUUUUUUCAGCGACGGAGUCCGUCUAAAAAAAUACAGAGGGAUGGGCUCGUUGGAAGCCAUGAAUAGAAAGGACGCUAAAGGUUCGGCGAUGGAUAGGUAUUUUCAUAAUGAAAUGGACAAACUAAAAGUAGCUCAAGGUGUUAGCGGAUCAAUAGUGGAUAAAGGCUCGGUCCUUAAAUUUCUGCCUUAUUUGACUUGUGGUAUCAAGCAUGGUUGUCAGGAUAUUGGAGCAAAGUCGCUUACCACCUUGCGAUCUAUGAUGUAUAGCGGGGAAUUGAAAUUUGAAAGAAGAACGCAUUCGGCUCAACAGGAGGGCAAUGUACAUAGCUUAUUCUCCUAUGAGAAAAGACUGUAUUAGUUGUGAAAAAUAAUAACUCGUAAAGCACGCAUCGUUAUGCGUGCAGGAAAAGUACCUGCAUUUAAUUGAAUAUCAUUAUUUUACAAGACUAGUUAUUUUGCAAGACCUGCGAGAAAUCUCUUAUCUGUCACGAAUGUGCGUACAUUGUUAACCAGGUUAUGACUCGGACUCGACCAAAUACAAUUCGUUUAUCUUAGAACUGUACUUUACGAGUAGGAAAACUACAUCAGAUCAUCAUUUAUUACAUCAGUCUCGUACAUGUACUUGUUAUUUAAUGAAUAUCUAUCAUAUGGUACUUUAUAAAUUUUAUCUAUAUUUUAUAUUCAUAACGAGCAAUCAAGAGAAUGACUUUUUGUAUCGUACGAUGCAUAAUAUUAAUACACAACUGACAACGUGCGAUUUUGUUACUUUAUCAAGUAAUUGGUACAAUAAUGAGAAAUUAUUUAAUAGCAAAAUCAUGUUAAUGUUAAUAAAUACUACAAUGUAGAGAGGAUCACUGUUCUUGAACAUACAUUGUAAUAUUUGGUCGCUCGUCCAUUUCUCUUAACAUAGUUUCCAAUUGAUACUUUAGCCCCAAGCUAACUUUUAUCUUUAAUGUUGUAACUUUCCAAAAUAAAAAUUGGAAAAUGUUUAGUACGACAAUCCAAUAGUAUUAAACCUCGAAGAAAAUCACUUUUCCAGUAUCAACGGGAAAAGUGUUUGCAGCUGUGUAUAUGUUUUAUACAGUAUUCUCAUAAUAAACUGUAUAUCUCAAAUAAAAGACAAUUCAUGUA